AUGAUCAGCAUACCGGACGUUACAGGAAUUGUGGUUGUCGCACUUGGCCUUGCUGCCGUGUAUUACAGCAAGGGUGCUUCCCCACGCAACUUUUGGAAGUUUCUGCGACAGAAAGCCGCUCUGGUAGCUGGCAGAGGACUACCAGACUUUGCUCAGUUGACAGGCUUCCCCCAUCCAAAGCCGAUACAUGGUUUUAACAUAGCCCGCGCUCGUCCUCGCCCAUACCGGCCUUUCCGAUGGGAAUACCACCAGAACAUGUCCCUCAAGAAGUUGGAGCCAGACUAUUGGCUGGAGCUAGAGAGUACUUAUCGUGAUCGUAUCGCGCAACGGCGACAACUCUAUGCCCUCCAUGGCAAACGUAUCAUAGAUGAGCUUCCCGGGAGCGAGGCAGCUUCAAAGGAGCUGGUGGAAAUGGUUAUUCAGUAUCUCUGCCUAAGGUACCCCCAACAGUUUGACUAUGAUGAAUGGACUUCGACGUUCCGUAACCACAUCCUCGACUCCACAGUCAACAUUAAAACUGUGCAUCCACUGGUUUUCUUACUUGAGAAUGUCCCAGAGGACUUCGUCAUCACCCAGGAAGACCCUGAGACCGGGCUCUAUACCCUACGAGCUGCCGUCUCGACAUCAGCAAUUGGCUGGAAUAUCAGUCAGAAGAUGGGCAAACCAUUGCAUGAAAUCCAUAGCCCAGUUCCUGAUUACAAAGAGAAAAUGGCGUUCUCGAUGGAUAGGCAAGUUACAUUCUUUUCCAAGAUGCCUUGUGACAAGCCCAUUCAGCGAGGGUCUUGGGAAUUUGAAGUCGGGGAACCUCUCUAUCUUCAGCCGGAUGAACCCGGCUGGAAUCAUCGUCAACAUCAGAACCCGGACAUCCCUCUAUCCGAAAUAUACCUGCGACUUGACUGGCAAACCUUACGUCGCCUGCCAAAAUCCCGCGCAAUUGUGUUCAACUUCAAGGCCUUAUUUACGCCGGUGACGGAUUUCCGCAAUGAGCCAUUCAUUCCAAAGUUGGUGUUGAAGGUUUUACUCGAAGGAAAGAAGGCGAUCAUGGAGUAUAAAGGAACGUGGCACAUCGAGCACAAGUUAAUACCUGCAUUACAAGACUGGGUGAAAGAGCAAGAAGAUAAAGGUUGGGUCCCAAAAGAUUGGAAAGAGAGGACGCUGAACGAAGACCCAUUUUAUCCCGGGUGGGAGGAGCAUUACCUAAUGCAUACUUGA
Suillus paluster is the source of this 1212-nucleotide messenger RNA. RefSeq lists its product as uncharacterized. The transcript has 3 exons. Lineage: Eukaryota; Fungi; Basidiomycota; Agaricomycetes; Boletales; Suillaceae. Bases 1 to 1212 code for a protein of 403 amino acids. The record is from RefSeq and is a predicted model, not a curated record.